AUGACACAUAAAGCUGGAAUUGAGGAAGUUGAUAAAUUAUUCAGGGAUCUAAUGGACAGCUCCGAGAUAUUUGGAUCAAAGGUCAUUGUUUUUGGAGGAGAUUUCAGACAACGCGAACUCCAAAAGAUACAACUGAAAGAAAAUAUGAGAGCAAAAUCGGACCCCAAUUUUACAGAAUAUCUUCUUCGUAUCGGCAAUGGAACUGAACCAGUUAUAUAUGAUGAAAAUGUUGAGAUACCUGCAAAAAUGCUCAUCAGAUAUACCAUUGAAGAAGAAUCUUUAACUGCUCUAAUCAACACAGUGUAUCCAGAUUUUUCAAUUUUUGUUGGCAGAGAUUCUUUUGAUUAUAUCAGCCGUGACACAUGCUUAGAUCCUUCUCAACAAGCCAUUCUGGAAGAUUUCAUAAACAACCUCAUGCCUAAUGGUUUACCUCCACAUCGAUUAAUUCUAAAGCAAAAUACACCAAUUAUGCUGCUUCGGAACAUUGAUCCACCUGAGGGACUAUGUAAUGGCACUAGACUUUUAUGUAGAUCAUUAAAAUCUAAUGUAAUAGAUGCUAUUAUAAGCUCAGGUGAAUUCAGUGGAAAACAAGUCUUUCUCCAUAGGAUUUGCUUUAGAGUUGAAGAUGAUCCAAAUUAUCCAAUCUCUUUUGAAAGGAUACAAUUUCCUGUAAGGCUUUGUUUUGCAAUGACUAUCAACAAAGCUCAGGGACAAACUUUAGACUUUGUUGGUAUUUAUCUUCAUGAGCCUGUAUUUUCACAUGGCCAGCUUUAUGUUGCCAUUUCAAGAGCUAAAAAUAACAAUUCUAGCAAGAUCCUUAUACGACCUCCUAUACACGAUAUUACCUUGGACAAUUUGACUGCAAAUAUAGUUUACCAAGAAGUUUUGCACUUAGCUAAUGCAUAG
This is a messenger RNA of Coffea eugenioides, 906 nucleotides long. Its product is annotated as ATP-dependent DNA helicase PIF1-like. The transcript is spliced from 3 exons. Bases 1 to 906 code for a protein of 301 amino acids. Lineage: Eukaryota; Viridiplantae; Streptophyta; Magnoliopsida; Gentianales; Rubiaceae. The record is from RefSeq and is a predicted model, not a curated record.